ACAUAGCAAAAACGAAGUACAGUGCAUUGCUAUAAUUCAUUAAUACAUCAUAAAUCGUGAAGCACAGCGUUAUAACGACCAAGAUCUACAAAUCAAGCCCUCUAAAACAACCUAAAUGAGCUCUUACUUUGUAAACUCGUUCUCAGGGCGCUACCCAAAUGGCCCCGACUAUCAGUUACUAAAUUAUGGAACUAGCAGCAGCGCUAUGAACGCCUCGUACAGGGACUCCGGCACCAUGCAUUCAGGCUCUUACGGCUACAACUACAAUGGGAUGGACCUAAGCGUCAAUCGUUCAACCAACACGGGCCAUUUCGGGGCAGUUGGGGACAACUCCCGGGGCUUCCAGUCUCCAGCCCCGGAGACGCGAUUCCGACAGCCGUCAAGCUGCUCACUUGCGUCCCCGGAGCCGCUGCCAUGCUCCAACAGCGAGAGCCUGGGACCUAAAGGCUCUUCACCCCCUUCCGACCAAAGCGCCUCCACCGCGGGUAGCAACCUCAACAAGAACACACAUUUCACAGAAAUCGACGAAGCCAGCGUUUCAUCCGAGACCGAAGAAGGCUCCCACAGAGCGGCCAACCCGGCUCCCCGGACGCAGCAGAAGCAAGAGACCACGGCAACCUCCACCACCUCCGCGACUAGCGAUGGCCAAGCGCCACAAAUAUUCCCCUGGAUGCGGAAACUACAUAUUAGCCAUGAUAUGACUGGACCAGACGGCAAAAGGGCCCGAACUGCCUAUACCCGCUAUCAGACGCUAGAGCUGGAAAAAGAGUUCCAUUUCAAUAGGUAUCUCACCCGGAGGAGGAGGAUAGAGAUAGCCCACGCUCUAUGCCUCUCAGAACGACAAAUUAAGAUCUGGUUCCAAAAUCGGCGGAUGAAAUGGAAAAAGGACAAUAAGUUGAAGAGCAUGAGUCUGGCUACGGCAGGUAGCGCUUUUCAGCCAUAAUGUUAACGCAAAUCAUAUCUAAGUGUUGUGCAAAUGAAAGCAGGAAGGAAAAAACUAAUGAAAAUAUGUUUCAAUACACUAUACCGAGUACUGUAAAAAGCGGCACCUUUCGGCAUGUUGUUGAAUGUUUUAGGCAACUUAAAAUUUUGUGGUACUGCUCAAACUUAACGGAAGUUAGUGUUCAUAGGCUGUUCUUUUAAUACUAUCUUAUUAUUUCGAGGAAAAAGGGAAAAAGGAAAAAAUGCAAAAUGCCGCAAGUUGUUCUUGUUAUGAAUAUUGUUUGUGUCAAGUGCUAUGUUAAUGCUUUCUUGAGAGUUAGCAUGUGAGCUCUUAAAUGUUAUAACUUAUUUACUACCUAUAAACGUGUAUACUUUGAGUUUACAGCUUAGAGAAGCAUCCGCCCAAAUAUGAAGUGAAGCUCUAGUUUAGUGGUGACUGCAGUAAGUUCAGCAGAAGCCUUAAUGUGUUCCAUGGUCCUAUAUGUUUUAAUGUCAUUGUCUAGAUCAUGUUAUCGGACUUUUGUCAUGUGUUCAAAUUCUUCAAUUAUUUUUGAAAAAAAGGAAAUUUGUAAAUAGUCCUCACUAGAUUCCUGUAUCCGGUCAUACGUGUGUAUAGUUAUAUUCAAAAUAUGUAAUUGUAUAUUACUGGAUCAUGUUUAUGUUCCCCUCAAAAAAGUUGUACAUAUUGAACAUUUUUAUUGUGACCAGUUGGCUAUUUGUAGUAGGCAGAGUGAAUGGCAAACGUGUGUGGAAAGCGAAAAAAAAGCUAAUGUCAUGUUGAACUGCCUGUAAGCAUUUUGCCAAUACGCUUUUUGUAUUUGUUUGUAGCUUAACUUGGAGUAAAAAAAAUAAAUAAAUAAAGUUCCCCAUAUUCAGACCCAA
Molecule: messenger RNA, 1824 nt
Organism: Pygocentrus nattereri (red-bellied piranha)
Lineage: Eukaryota; Metazoa; Chordata; Actinopteri; Characiformes; Serrasalmidae
Gene: hoxb5a
Product: homeobox B5a
Exons: 2
Coding region: 116-943 (275 amino acids)
Biological process (GO): anterior/posterior pattern specification; regulation of transcription by RNA polymerase II
Cellular component (GO): nucleus
Molecular function (GO): DNA-binding transcription factor activity, RNA polymerase II-specific; RNA polymerase II cis-regulatory region sequence-specific DNA binding
Source: RefSeq, a predicted model, not a curated record